Zonotrichia leucophrys gambelii is the source of this 2273-nucleotide messenger RNA. RefSeq names its product UDP-glucuronosyltransferase 1-6-like. Lineage: Eukaryota; Metazoa; Chordata; Aves; Passeriformes; Passerellidae. The transcript is spliced from 5 exons. Gene Ontology annotation, molecular function: UDP-glycosyltransferase activity. Bases 1 to 1575 code for a protein of 524 amino acids. The record is from RefSeq and is a predicted model, not a curated record.
AUGUGGAAGCAUCAGGUACAUGCUGGGCUUGUGCUUUUCCUUGCCUUCUGGAGUCUGGCAGAUGGUGGGAAGCUCUUGGUGGUGCCUCAGGAUGGAAGUCAUUGGCUGAGCAUGCGGAUGGUCCUGGAGAAACUCUGGGAGAAGGGGCAUGAAAUCGUGGCCGUGGUUCCUGAUGCUGCCUUGCUCUUGAAAAGCUCCCAGUCCUUCACCAUCAAAACGUAUUCAGUGCCUUACACCCAGGAGUUUGUGGACCAGUACUACCAGAAGUUGGGGGAAAAUAGCUUUGAGAGUCUAACGCUCUCACUUUUACUCAGAAACAUCACAGAGCUGACCAACAUGUUCACUUCUGCUUGUCGGCAUCUCUUAUCUGACAAAGAGCUCAUGAAGUACCUCCAGGACAGCAAAUUCGAUGCCAUCAUGAUGGACCCUGUGCUGCCCUGUGGGCCCAUUCUGGCUGAGUAUCUCUCCCUCCCCUCUGUGUACUUCAUGCGUGGUCUUCCUUGCACCUUAGACUACAAAGCCGCGCAGUCUCCCAGCCCUGUAUCCUACGUGCCCAAGACUUUAUCAUCUCUUUCCGACCACAUGGCGUUCCCAGAGCGAGUGAAGAACUUCUUGAUCGGGCUCUCAGAGCCUUUGCUUUGCCACCUGUUUUAUUUGAAAUACGAGAGCUUGGCCUCCGAGUUCCUGCACAGGGAUGUGACGGUGCAGGAGCUGUUCAGCCAAGCAUCAGUGUGGCUGAUGAGAUACGACUUUGUUUUUGAGUAUCCGCGCCCCAUCAUGCCCAACAUGGUCUAUGUUGGAGGCAUCAACUGUCUGCAGAAGAAGCCACUCUCAAAGGAAUUUGAAGCCAUGGUGAACGCCUCUGGAGAGCACGGCAUCGUUGUCUUCUCGCUGGGCUCCAUGGUGUCCGAGAUUCCCAUGAAGAAAGCCAUGGAGAUCGCGGAGGGCUUGGGAACAGUCCCUCAGACGGUCUUCUGGCGCUACACAGGCAAGGCACCCCCCAACCUGCCCAAGAACGUGAAGCUCGUCAAGUGGCUGCCUCAGAACGACCUCCUGGCCCACCCCAAGACUCGUGCCUUCAUCACCCACGGAGGCUCCCACGGCGUUUAUGAGGGAAUCUGCAACGCUGUGCCCAUGGUGCUGAUGCCUCUCUUCGGGGACCAGAUGGACAACGCCAAGCGAGUGGAGUCCCGUGGAGCAGGGCUGACCCUCAACAUCCUGGAGAUGACUUCUGCUGACAUCUCCAACGCCCUGAAAGCCGUGAUCAACGACAAAACGUACAAGGAGAACAUCCAGCGCCUCUCCGACCUGCACCUGGACAGACCCAUCCACCCUCUGGACCUGGCCGUGCACUGGGUGGAGUUUGUGAUGAGGCACAAGGGGGCCCCUCACCUGCGCCCCGCCGCCCACGACCUCAACUGGGUGCAGUACCACUCGCUGGACGUCAUCGCCUUCCUGGCCGCCGUCACCCUCCUCUUCCUCUUCAUCUCCUUCAAGUGCUGCCUGUGCUGCUGCCGCAGGUGCUGCGGCAAGAAGGGCAGGACGGGCAAGGCCACCAAAGCCAAGUCCCACUAGCACCUGGGGACGGUGGUGGUGACCGAGCUCCUGCUCCAAACGCGGCAGCGGGGCCAGGGAACAGCUCGAAUUGCACUGCAAUGAAUCAAACACUGUGAUUUUCAGCCAAGGAAUGAUAGGGAUCCUUUGAAAUAGCAGCACGAGAUGGGCUGUUCCGCUGAUCUAAUUUUGGCUUUUUAAUUAAGAAUGGGUUGUUGAAAAUGCCUUGUGUAGGAGUGCUGCAGUCACUUGGGAAGGUCUGAGUGUGACAUCCCCGGCCCCUGGCUUCCACCUGUCAGUGUGCAGAGGACUCAGUGACUUUUUCUUUCAACCUCCACCUGCAGCAGAGAUAGGUAGGAAUUUUGGAGGACUUUAGGAGAACCAUCUGGUCAGAUUCUUGUUUGAAAUCUCUGUGUGGCUGCUGUUGUAGGAGAGGCAAAUGUUGUACACUCGCAGUUCCUGUCACGCAGACCAAGCUCUGUGCACAUCUUCAUGGGUUUACAAGACCCUGAACCAAUAUCAAGCUGCUGGAAAAGCACUGGUGUUUCCCCCAAAUUUCCCAUCAGGCAGAUGUGCUGUAGCUGGAGCUCACCUGGUAGUGAGGAGAGCUUUGUGAGCUUUGCUUAUAAACCCCCACAACUGAUUUGUUCUUUGUAGGUGAUGCUCAGGGAAAAACCCCAACUCCCAGCCCUACAAAUAAACCCCAAAUACCAAAAAUA